AUGGCUGAAAAUGGGCUAAAAAUAUUGAUUAAUAAUGGAGAAAUCGAGCGCGGGUUUGGGGAAAACGGCAUCAGAAUCCCGAUCGACGGCGUGAAAGAGGAGCCUUUCGUGUAUGUCGACGAUUUCGAAGGCGGAGACGGUGGCGGGGAGUGGGCGGAGGAGCCCCCUCUUGCGCAGCCGGUGGAGGGACUGAGGGAGAUUGCGCCGCCGCCGUUUCUGAAGAAGACGUUCGAGAUGGUGGAUGACCCUCAGACGGACCGCGUGAUAUCGUGGAGCCGCAGAGGGUCGAGCUUCGUCGUGUGGGACCCGCACAAGUUCUCCGCCGACUUGCUGCCCAGGAACUUCAAGCACAACAAUUUCUCCAGCUUCGUUCGCCAGCUCAACACCUAUCGGUUCAAGAAAAUUGAUCCUGACCGAUGGGAAUUUGCGAACGAGGGCUUUCAGCAGGGGAAAAAGCACUUGCUGAAGCACAUCAAAAGGCGAAAGCAUAGUAGCCCUCAACUGGACCCGACGAGCCACCUCUCUAUCGAAACCGAGCUCGAGAAACUCAAGAAUGACCACGAUACACUAAAAACGGAACUCGUGAAACUAAGGCAGCAAGAAUUGAACACCCAGCACCAUCUAACUACAAUUGAAGAACGUCUAGUCUCGACCGAAACCAAACAGAAGCAAGUGGUCCUUUUUUUAAUGAAAUCCCUCAAGAACCCUCUGUUCUUCCAUCAUUUUGUGGACAAGAUGAAAAAGAAAAGGGCAAUAAGUGAUGGACGGUUGUUUAAAAAACGGAGGCUCGGUGAUGCCAGGAUGGCGAGUUUCGCGAGGAAUGUAAAUGUUAUUGCUGAUGAGAUUGUGGGUGAUGUUGUUGGGGUUGAUGAUGAGGUGUUUUGUGUCGAGGAUGAUUGGACUGCCGAAGAGUCGGGCAGCAUGUUACGGGAGAUGGAGUACGAGACGAGUAGUGGUGGUGUCAACCGUGAGAAUUUUGUGCUGUGGGAGAAAUUGAUGGACGAUGAUGUGAUUUACGAAGAGGGUGACGUCACUGACAUGGCUAUUAACCAACAGCCGGAACUUUUUUCUGAGCUGGAGAGUUUAAUCAAGAUGCCCCACUAA
Messenger RNA from Striga hermonthica, 1104 nucleotides. The record is from the annotation of a GenBank genome assembly. NCBI's taxonomy places the organism in Eukaryota, Viridiplantae, Streptophyta, Magnoliopsida, Lamiales, Orobanchaceae.